Molecule: messenger RNA, 4140 nt
Organism: Zygotorulaspora mrakii
Lineage: Eukaryota; Fungi; Ascomycota; Saccharomycetes; Saccharomycetales; Saccharomycetaceae
Gene: MMS1
Product: Mms1p
Exons: 1
Coding region: 1-4140 (1379 amino acids)
Source: RefSeq, a predicted model, not a curated record
AUGAGCACCAUCAAGAGGGAUGAGCAAGUUGAAAUUACGGCAUAUGCUGCUUUGUUGAAAGGAGAUCAUCUUUCAUUGUUUGAUUCAAUAGAUAGGCCCUUCUUAAUAUUUGGGAAAAAUGCGAAAGAGCAAACUGAGAGAUUCUUAGAGUGCAUUCAAGAUACCAGGAAGGUAAUACUCCGAAGAAAUAAUGAAAGACUAAGUUUUUUUUAUAAACGCACCAUUUAUGGGAAAUAUCCCAAGAGAUGCUAUGCAUUCAAAACGCCAAAGGAUGUUUCCAAAUCCUCAGAAUUAAUACGUAUACUAUUUCUUUCUAUGCCAAAUCUUAAGGAAAAGUCUUAUGCUCCAAAGAACAGAUUUGAGGAGAUUUUUAACACUGCAAAAGAUCCUGAGACAUUGGACGAUUCGGAUAUGGGCAGUCUUUUGGAUGACGAUGACCAUGGUGGAAGUGAAGUUGAGCUCUUCACAAAGAAUAAUCCAUACGUAGAGAUGAAAAAUACUUACUUGCUGUCAACUAAUGACUCGUUGUACUUGGUAGGCGAACCUGUGCCAACGAAAAUAUCUGAUGGCAUUGCAGAUUGUGAAGUAUUUGAUACACUGCCAGGGACUGCUAAAAGUUUUGUUUUGAUAGCCACUAACACUGGUUAUUUAAAAAUGAUAUACAUGAAGGACAAUACCGAGGAACCGUGUUGUAUUCAGUCAAGUCUUUUAGGUCGAGAGGGUACAUGGCAUAUUGUUAAGCAUGCCACUGCCAAUCAAUUUGUGGCAGUAAACAUGAUAACGGGGGUCUGCAAGUUUUUCAAAUUCGAACAAUUUUCUCGUUUUCAGCUUAUUAAUAACUUGACUAUUGACAAUGCAUCUAUAUUGGAUUGCAUUUUCCUACCUAAUAAAAUCAAGUCACACUUUUUACUCUUUAUAGCUGCCUUGCGAUGUCACAGGCUAGUUUAUUUCUGUAUCGAAUGGGAUUUCGAGGCAUCCGCGAGCAAAUGGGUUCAUCAUUUACCUUAUUUCAGUGACGAAAAACCCGAACGAUCUAUACCAAUAGGUGACCGCAAAUGUUUUGUUUUCUUUCAUGACGAAAUCCAUCUGGUUUGUGCAGAUCAGAUAAUGUCUGGUGAGACUAAUUUCAAAAAGUUUCACUUUAACGCCUUGAAAGAUGUCUUAUCUUUCUUUGACGCCCCGAUUCUACUCAAGAAACUCCAGGGAAUUAAUGAAAGACAGUUUGCGGAGUUCACUGAUUGCACAGUAUUGGCUUCCAAGAGUGGCAAUAUUGUGAUAUGUUUAACAAAUGAUGCUAAUGAAAUAAGAUUAUAUUCCUUAACAAGGUUCAAAGGUCUGAAAAGCAUUUGCGCGGCUGUCGGCCAGGCGCAAAGAGUUGAAGAAUAUAAUAUAGCUAUUGUUAGUUUCUCGAGGACACUUGAAUUGACAAUCGAUAUUACAGAUAUAGACUUACUCGAUGAAAAAUCAAAUAUUCCCUCACUGCAUCGUAUCAUUAUGAAACAUACCAUGGAUAGUUCAACAGAAGAGGCUUCCGAGCUGUUAGUGCUUUCCCCUCCAAAAAUGACUAGUAGGUUUGCUACUGAGCUCUGGACAGUGUCCCCUGUUGCAUUGACACAUUUACAACGCCAGUUUCCAGUGAGAAAGCUUAACGCCAUUUGCACACUGUCAGAAUUUGAGUUAUUUAACCAUCUUGAGAUAGUAGAUUUGAGCAAGUUAGGGAGCACAGUUGGGACUAAACUGCUCGAUGAACGUGAUGAGAACAAUGAGAGAAAGUACUUUAUUUUUGGUUCAGACAAAUUACUUACUUCUCAAGCUUAUAUUUUAGAUACCACAGAUGGAAAUCCUAAAAUAGUGGAACUCGAUGAUCUGUUCUGCGGCAAAAAUGAGCUUACAUUAGCAGUUUUUUUCCCUCAGCAGGACGCUAUGGUUCAGGUAACGGAAAGCACUGUCUAUCUCGAAAGCCACCUUUCUGACUCCGACGUUCUGCCUACACAAUUUUCUCCGGGAUGGAAGAUUGAAGGUGUUUCGUAUCUUCUCAAUAAAGUCAUCAUAUGGAGUAUCUCAGAGAAAAGAGUCUCGUAUAUUGAUGAUAUUCAAAGCUUGGUUGAUGGAAAUUCUUUUAAGAAAAGCGCUCUUAUUGAAGAGCAGAUGCUAAAUUUAUCAUUAGACACAGAGUUUCUCUUCAUCGAUUUAGAAGGCUGUCACUUAUUAGUGACAGCAAAUAAAGGACUCCUGGGCUAUGCUUGGAAGGAUAUUGUUUCCGACGAGAGGAAAACAUCGAAGCCCAAAAUUGUAUAUCCCAAGAAAUGUAGGUGCUUGAAGUGGUUCGCUCCGGAGCUUUGCUUUGUAACAAAUGACCAUGAAUUUAUCAUUUUUAACAUGUCGAUAAACGCAGGGAAAACAUUAGAGAUGUGCUAUGGAAAGAAGGAUAUAAGAAUCAAAGGCAUAGACUCAUGCAAUGGACUAGUAUUCUCAACGCAGGAAAUUACUUUAUUUUCUAUACGACGAUCAAAUAAUAGUGUUGACUGUUAUGAUUUGAAAUUGCCUUAUCAAAGCAGAGUCAACCCAAUUUUGGAUGUCCAUGUUGAUGCAAAUGCACAAAUAGUUUUUGUGCUCUACAGCACUGGUUUGAGAGUGUUUGACAUGUCCUACCUUUCAUGGAACUACUCUAGUUAUCUUUUGAGAGCAACCAAACAAAGCAAUAAAAAAUCAAUUUUCAUAAAGAAGCUUAAUCGGCUGCUCGUUAUAAACUUCUGCAACAGAGAAUGGGAUUGCUUGAAAUUAUCUGAUGGUAAGAUAUUGGCACUAAAUCCCAUGGUUCUAGCAGAUUCGAUAGCUAACCCACUUCUUGAUGUCGUUGAAAUUCCAAACUCAUCUAAAUAUGUCUCUUUGGUUAUCAUCUUCAAGCAUACUCUAAAGUUGGUUAACUUAAUACCAUAUCAUGGUAAGAUUGUAAUUAAAGAAAAAUGCAAACAAGAUUUUCAUGAGCAUUUUUUGUUUCCUCAUGUUGAAGUAAAUGAAAAUGGUGAGUGCUAUAUUUUACAAAUUCCAAAAGAGAUGGAUGGCAGCGAAAACAUUAAAAAGGCCAAGAUUUGCUGCUAUGAACUAAGGAACUGCGAGGAGCUCCAUUUGGUCACUAGCAUAUACUUGAGAGUGCCGUCAGAUGACUCAAUAAAGGAGUUUAGAUUAGUAGGGCGCGAUCAUAUACUGAUCAGAUCUUCUUUGUAUGCGAAGGCUUUCCUUCUUAACAAUAUCUCUUCAUCAGAACACAACGCCAGAGUGCUUCCGAUCAAUAAUCCCCCAAAUUUAAAUAUAUUCAAAAUGGCUCCUCUGGACAAUGAAACUUUUGUUAUAGUAUAUCGCUGUCAAGAACGACCAGAUCACAUCUCAGAACUGCAUUUUUUUCACAAGGAUGAUAUUUCUUUCACAAAUCAUAUGCUUUCAUUUCCUGCAGAUGGAAGUGUUAAUUUGUUUGAGGAAUCCAUCAAAAUUGCCAACGAGGAAGAGGAAAACCUCGCCAGCACCGAUGAAGAAAUUGAUGGUCAUCCUUCACCAGCAGCUGAACUGAAUGAGCGUCCAUCAGAAAACGGUUCAGAAAACGAGACUGGAGGUGAGUCAGGAAAUGAAUACAUGCAAGAAUUAGAAGUAAAUGAUAUACCCAGCUCUCAGGCCUCAACACUUUCUUUUAGUGGCAAUGAACUGGAUAUUGAAAUGGACGAAGUGGAUGAAAUUGACGCUUUUGGGGUCGAGCCUCGGGAGGUAAGCCAAAAUAUCCCCGAAGAACAACAUCAGAUGAAUUCGCCGCAGUCAUUUCCUUCCGCUUUCGAUGGAGAACAACGUAGGGUGAAUAAUUUUCAGUUCGAAUCAGAAGACGAUGAACUAGAGGAAAGCACAAGAUGCACUUCAUUGCGAAGACCCUACAAAAAAAUCAAACUCGACAAAUCAGUCAUGGAUGUCAAGUACGACCCUGCAGCUCGGUUACUAUAUGUGCUGACUACUGGCGGCUCAGUGCUAGUUUUCGCCGGUACAUCCGAAACUGCUGCAGAUAAUAACGAGAGGCAUAACAAUUCGGGCUACAGGAUCUCGACACAUGAAUUGAACAAGACCCAGGCCAACAUGGACUUGCGCACCUUCGCAUAA